AUGGCACAGGAUGCCUUGGAUCUAUCGGGUUUACAGACCGAGGCAAUCAAUGAACGCACCAGCAAUAUCGACAGGGUUUCGACUCUGCAGAUGUGCACCAUGAUCAAUGAUGAAGACAUAACAGUCGCUGGAAGUGUUACAGCAUGCUUGGAAGACAUUGUGCUUGCAAUAGACCUGUUAGUUCCUCGUGUACGCGCUGGCGGGCGAGUGAUAUAUGUCGGAGCAGGAACUAGCGGCAGGUUAGGAGUACUGGACAGUUCCGAAAUACUACCUACCUUUGCGGCACCCCCGACACAAUUUGUCGGUUUGAUUGCUGGAGGAGAUGCCGCCAUCCGCAAGGCACAAGAAGGAGCAGAGGACAGCAUCGCAGCAGGCAGGGACGAACUUACCGCCAUGAAUCUUAAUGGUGAACAAGACAGCAUUAUCGGAAUUGCGGCGUCCGGCCGCACGCCUUACGUCCUUGGUGCGCUCGAGUAUGCAAAGAGCUUGGGCUGCCUCACUAUUGGAGUUGCAUGCGUAUCGCCGUCAGAAAUAGGUCAAUCCGGCAACGUUGAUAUUAUGAUUGCACCUUUACCUGGCCCAGAAGUCAUCACUGGGAGUACGAGAUUGAAGGCCGGAACUGCCACGAAGCUGGUAUUGAAUAUGCUGAGUACUGGCACUAUGAUCAAGGCUGGUAAAACAUAUGGGAACAUGAUGGUCGAUCUUAUCGCAUCAAAUCAGAAACUCAAGCAAAGAUCGCGGAAUAUCCUCCGGAAAGUUAGUAGACGAUGCUCAACUAUGACUGAUCAAUACUUGGAUGAUCUGCUCGCCCGUUGUGGUGGUAGAGUCAAAGUUGCACUUGUUGUCGCAGAGAAAGGGAUCUCGGUAGAAGAAAGCCGGGAGCAGCUUGAAAUGGCUCAAGGUGUUCUCGCCAAGGUUAUCGCGACCGAGGAUGAGGCUCCAGUCAAGACACCUCUGAUAAAUGGAUUUAAACACCGUCGGUCUGUCCUGUGUAUUGAUGGUGGAGGGUCGAAAUGUGCCGCCGUGGUAGGAGAUACAGGCGGGGAUUUGGGGAAAGGCGUUGCUGGACCUUGUAAUCUGACGGAUGGCAAUUUCGAGGCCUCGGUGGAUGCAAUAGUCAUAGCUGCACGAGAGGCAUUCAGGAACAUUGGCAAACCAGCGAACCGCAUUAACGGCAUCAAUGGCUCAACAGAUUCACACCAGUCAACCAUUACAAAUCACGGCCAGUCAUUGGAUUCAAUCUGGAUCGCAAGUGCCGGAAUGGACCGUCCAGGGAUGCGAGAACGUGUGCAAGCAGCAGUGGCACAGAAUCUCAAUCUGAAUAAGUCGAUUCAAAUGCGGAUAACCAACGACGUUGACCUGCUAGCUGCAGCUAUGGCACGCCACCCAGAAAUCUCCUCGAGCUUGGUCGUCAUAGCUGGCACAGGUAGCAUCGCCAUUCGUUAUGCUUAUAACAACGAUGAUUUAGUGCCAAGGCGCGUUGCACGCGCUGGCGGAUGGGGUCAUCUUCUUGGAGACGAAGGAGCCGGAUAUGCAAUUGGAAGACAAGCCAUCCGGAAAACCUUGUUCUCACUAGACGAUAUCAAACUUUCUCAGCGAAAAUCCGGCCUCAGCUCGCUAGAAUUGAAGGUGGUGAACUUCUUCUCUAAGUGCUCGUCUGAAGCAAACCAUGAUGUUCUGGAUAUCGACCUCCUGAGCAACGUCCUGAUGGCAAGCGAUGACAAAUCCGCCAAGAGCCGAAUCGCAGGCGUCGCACAAACAAUUCUGGAUUCAGCUGGCUCUGGAGAUGCCGAAGCAGUGGAAAUCAUUGCUCAACAAGUAUCCGGUUUCGUCGACAACACUCUAUCUCGUCUACUUGACCCUCAAUCGCAUGGUUAUAUAGACCCGUCAAAAUGUGGUCUCAUCCUCUCUGGAGGAGUGAUGCUUCACAGUGUUUAUCAAACCAUAUUUCAGCUUGCCCUAGCGAAACGAAGCAUCCGAUUUAGCUGUACGGAAGCUGUCCCCAAUGCGGCGCUGGUCGGUGUCGAAUACUUACUAGCAUCGCAUACACUUUGUCCUCGACAGAAUGGCGUAAUAUAA
Aspergillus calidoustus is the source of this 2079-nucleotide messenger RNA. The record is from the annotation of a GenBank genome assembly. NCBI's taxonomy places the organism in Eukaryota, Fungi, Ascomycota, Eurotiomycetes, Eurotiales, Aspergillaceae.